Molecule: messenger RNA, 1467 nt
Organism: Lagenorhynchus albirostris (white-beaked dolphin)
Lineage: Eukaryota; Metazoa; Chordata; Mammalia; Artiodactyla; Delphinidae
Gene: PROCR
Product: protein C receptor
Exons: 5
Coding region: 164-892 (242 amino acids)
Biological process (GO): negative regulation of coagulation
Molecular function (GO): signaling receptor activity
Source: RefSeq, a predicted model, not a curated record
GGCAGGUCCCUGCAGGCAGGAGAGUGUGAUUCAGGGUGGGGCAGAGGGAGGGAAAGAGAGAGGCCCGCCUCCUAGUAGGAAAUGUGACUGGGCUGCAGUCAGCCGGAGCCCCCAGCCUGCCAGAGCCAAGAGCCCAGGUGGGGUCGAGAACCUCAGCUACAGGAUGUUGACAACACUGCUGCCCCUGCUGCCACUACUGCUCCUGCCCUGCUGGGCCCUCUGUAGCCAGGAAGCCUCAGAUGGCCCGCGGUACCUCCACAUGAUCCAGGUCUCCUACUUCCGCAACCCCUCUCAAGUGUGGCACCGGGGCAACGCGACGCUCGGGGGGGUCCUGACGCACGUUCUGGAAGGCCCGGGCAACAACGUCUCGAUCCAACAGCUGCAGCCCUUGCAGGAGCCCGAGAGCUGGGCUCUCACAAAGAACGGUGUGAAUCGCUACCUGCAGGAGUUCCUGGGCCUGGUGCAGGUGGUGCACCACGAGCGGGGCGUGGCCUUUCCUCUGACCAUUCGCUGCUUCCUGGGAUGUGAGCUGCCUCCUGAGGGCUUGAAAGCCCGUGUCUUCUUCGAAGUGGCUGUGAAUGGGAGCUCCUUUAUGAGUUUUCAACCGAAGACAGCCUCAUGGACGGCAGGGCCUCAGGCAUCUUCCAGUGUGGUCACCUACGCCCUGGAGCAGCUCAACAAGUACAAUCGUACUCGGUACGAACUGAGGGAAUUUCUGCAGGACACCUGUGUGCAGUACGUGCAGAAACACAUCACCGGGAACAGCUCGAAAGGAAGCCAAGUAGGCCGCUCCUACACUUCGCUGGUCCUGGGCAUCCUGGUGGGCUGUUUCAUCAUCACUGGAGUGGCUGUAGGCAUCUUCUUGUGCACAGGUGGACGGCAGCGGUGUUAAUUACUCUCCAGCCCUCUCUGAAAAAGAGCUAGACUGAUGGGGCCUGGCAAAGGAAGAUCUCAGCUCACUGCAAAACUGUACAGAUUCCCCAUCUGGGACAUUAUACUCCAGAAGAUUUAGAAUGGCAGCUCAUUUCUUCUCCGAGACCCGCCCACCAAGAGUUUGAGGAAGGGGAGGGGAGGAGCCUAGGUAGACAGGGUAGUUGGUUUGCUAAGAACCUAAGAACUGGCACCUUUGCUGAACUGGUCUGCGAAGUGAAUGCUUAUCUAUGUUUGUGGAAAACAGAUGAUGGAGUUGGGGCAACGGAGGUGGUCUGUGGCCCACCCAUCUUCCAAAGACAGAAUCACCUGAGGCGUUCAAAACACAUAACCAAAUAAAACAAAUCAUCCACAACCCAAACAACCAACAUUCAGUGCUUCCGGGUAUGUUAGACUUGGGAAGGGACACUGGUAUUAUACAAUAGAGGUAGAAAUAACCAGAGAAAUGAUGGAAGUGUGCAAUCGAAGUAAUAUGGGAGCAAGGAAUUAUUAAUCAAUUAAUAACAUUAAUAAAAUUCCUUACUUGUGUAUACAGCA